Messenger RNA from Paramecium sonneborni, 3203 nucleotides. Lineage: Eukaryota; Ciliophora; Oligohymenophorea; Peniculida; Parameciidae. The record is from the annotation of a GenBank genome assembly.
CGUGAAUGCAAACCUAAGACUUAGGAUAUUUGAUAAAUGCCUUAUAAUUAACAUAUGGAACUUCAUAAGAGAGUGUAAACAAUGGAGAGGCUCUAUUAAAAUAAGCAUCAUUGCAACCAUUGUAAUUAAAUUAUUAAAAUUAUUAGAUAUGCAAUUUCAUUAUUAAGGAUAGUAGAUAAUUAAACAUAGCCAGAAUUAUUAAGAUAAAGUGCAGUAGUGAAUUUGAAAACAUUUUUAGAAAAGCAUUGGGCUGAGAAGAAAGAGCCAGGUCAUUUUGUGGUAAGUGAAGAAGAGAAAAGUGUAAUAAGAGCAACAAUAAUUGAUGCUUUAGCAAGGUAGUUUAAUAAAUACAUAAUAGAUGUAUUUAAGUAAAGAAGUUAAGAUCAUAAUAUGAAGAUUUGAUUUACAAAUUAGUAGCAAUAGACUUUCCUAAUGAUUGGCCAUAAUUAGUAUAAUAACUAGUUAUCAAAUUACAAAACUUUACUUCAUAUGAAGACUUAUGGAGUGCAUUACUAACUUUAAGACGUACAUGCGAAGUACAUUAAUUUUUAUUGGAAAAUGAUCGUAAACCAUUAGAACCAUUAGUUGCUUCAACAUUUCCAAUAUUAGAAAGUUUGUUUUAGAAAUUCUUAGAAGGUUAUAAUGAAUAAAGUGGAUAAUUAGUUAAAGUAAUAUUAAAAAUAUUCCAUCAUGCUACACAUUUAAUGAUGCCAAUAUAUAUGUAAGAUUAAAAUACUGUAGCUAAAUGGAUGCUUUAUUUUAAGACAAUUAUAUAAGCUCCUCCACCUCCUGAAUUAUCUACUAUAACUUAAGAUUCUUAAGAAGAAACCAGAAGAGAAAAAACAUACAUUUGGACAAAUAAAAAAUGGGCUAGCAGAAUUGUAUUGAGAUUUAUUCAAAAAUUUGCAAAUAAAAAAAUGGUUGAAGCUAAUAUGGCUGAUUUUGCAGAACAUAUAAAAUCAACUUAUGCUAUUGGAUUUAUGGAAAUCUUUUAUAAAAUUUUAACAGAUAAUUCAUAAUUUUAAGGUCCUAGAACUUGUUUACAUGCUUUAAAAUAUUUAUUUUAUUCUUUAAAAUUAGAUAAUACAAAGGAAUUAUUAAAACCUCAUUAUGAUAAACUUAUAUACCAUAUAGCUAUUCCAAAGAUGUAACUUACUCAUAGAGAUGAUUAAUUAUGGAAGAAUGAUCCUGAAGAAUAUAUUAAAAGAUUAGAUGAUUUUUCACUUUCAACCUAUAAUAUUAAAAAUCCAGCUAAUGAUAUAUUAUAGGAAGUUUGUCUAUAAAAAGAUAUAAAUGGAAAUUUAAUGUUAAUUUCUUUUCUUAAUUAUUGUUAAACAGCAUUUAGUACAAAUAUAGAUCCCUUAACUAAUUAGCCUUUAGAUCUUAUUAAAAAGGAAGCCUUAUUAUGGGGUAUUGAAAGUUUAGUUCAUUAGAUUUCAAAAAUCAGUUCCAUUUAGGGUGGUUUAGAAUAAAUCUUAGAGAAAUAUAUUCUACAAGAAUUUUAAAAUCCAGUUGGAUUUUUAAGAGCACGAGCAUGCCAUUUAUUUAAUGAAUAUGGUUCAAUUGAAUUUAAGAAUAAAUAAAAUAUUUAAUUAGCUGUUUAAGGGAUUUCAAAAUGUAUAUUAGAUAAAGAAUUACCAGUCAGAGUUGCAGCAGCAAUAUCAUUUAGUUAAAUUCUUUAGCAUAAAGAAGCCUAAGAUUUAAUACGACCAUAAUUAAGUUAGGUUUUAGAAAUAUACAUUAAAUUAAUGGAAUUGAUAGAUAAUGAAAAAAUUGUUAAGUCAUUAGAAGAAAUUGUUAAAUAUUUUACAAAUGAAAUAACUCCAUAUGCUCAUUAAUUAUCUGCACAUAUUGCAAAUAUUUUUUAAAAAUAUUGUAAAAAAUAGAAUUAAGGAGAUGGUGAUUCUGAUGAUGAUGGUGAAGCUGAAUUAGCUGCAUCUGGAUGUUUAGAAGCAAUUAAAAGAAUUCUAAAUGCUCCACUUUAAUAAGAUUCUUAUACCUAAUUAGAAUCUGUCAUCUUUCCUAUUAUUAAUUUUGCUCUUACAGAAACAGGAUGUGAUUUUAUUAAUGAAGCUUUAGAGAUAUUAAAUAUAAUGUUAUACAAAAGAAAAUAAUUAACUCCAGGUUUAUGGUUUUAUUAUCCAGUAUUAUGUUACAUAAUAUUGGGAAUACCUUAAGAAACAAAUGUAUAUAGUAUCUAAGGUUUAACAGAAGAAUAAUAUAUUUUGUUAGAAGGAUGUAAAAAAGAUUGGGGAAGUGAAUUUGUUUCUUAAAUGUUAGGAUCCUUUAGAAACUAUAUUUAAAAAGGAGGUGCUACAUUCUUAACACAAAAUGAUUUCUUUGGAAAUUCAUUCAUUUCUUUAGUUUUUAGAUUUCUUUAAAAGAUUUAUGUAAUAGCUGAUAUUGGAACUGAUGAAACAGAUUAAAAUUAAGUGACUACUAUAUUAAUAGCAUUGAUAGAAAAUUAUCCUGGCCAAAUAGAUAAUCUUAUUCCAUAAAUUAUUGACUUUUCUUUAGCUAAUUUAUAAGUAAUUAUUUAUAUUUACUAAUUUUAGAAAGAUAAAAAAACAAAUAGAUUUAAAAUUGUUAAUAUUGGAGUUUUAUGUAUGUGUAUUUGGUACAAUCCAAACCUUGCUGUUAAUUACUUAAAUAGCAAAGGAUUGACAGAUCAAAUCCUAUAAACUAUACUCUCUAUGGAAAAGUUUUAUAAAUAUGAAUAGGAUAUUAAUAGAUUAAUCUUUGCUCUCUGUUAAUUAUAUUCGCUUCCUUAAAUUCCUAAUUAUUUAUUAUUAACAUCUGCAGAAAUUGGAAAAUUGUUUGUGAGGUUAUCUACCAAAAUCUUAGAACUUAGAGAAGAAGAAGAAUCUUGUGAUUAAGAAGAUUAAGCAGAAGAAGAAGAGGAUUUUAAAAAAACUAUAGAAAAAAUAUAAAAUUUAGAAUAGGAUGAUGAUGAAGAUGAUGAAGAUUAUGAUGAAGGUGAUGAUGAAUAUGCUGAACUUUAUGAUAGUCCUUUAGAAGAUUAUGAUUCCAUUUUAUUAAUGGAAAAAUUAGUCUUGACACUUCAAUAAAAUAAUUAAUAAUUGUAUGCUGCCUUGUUCUCCUAAUUGACUCAAUAAGAAUAAGAAUAAAUGACUAAAAAUAUUAAAGAUGCUAAAGAAUAAUAUGAGGUAUGGCUCUAAUAAAAAUAAUAGUAAAAUAAGUGA